AUGCCACCAACACCUACGCACGAGGUCUCCCAAUCUUCGCAGGAAAAGUCCAUAUCCUCGAGCCGAAGACCUUCGAUGGAUGACCACGGUGUCGUCCCCCGCUGGACCGACGCGGCAUGCGACCCCCUCACACUUGACUCUACCAAAGCAGCUUCAUUGCUUCGAGUUGCGUUCGACGAUGUUCUAUUGACGCCAGCAGUAUUACGACACAGCUAUUUGGGAAGUGGGACUGAGGACCAUCCAUACGUCUGCGAGUUUAUACCUAACGAUCCGCGGAAUCCCUUGGACUGGUCGACCUCUCGAAAAUGGGUGGUGGCUAUUGGUGCGUCGAUUGCGACUUUCGUCGUCACUUUCUGCUCAUCGGCAUAUUCAAGCGUAACGGAGGAAAUCAUGGGAGACUUCGAUCAAAGCACGAUAGUCGUCACGCUGGGCCUCUCGCUGUUUGUUCUGGGAUACGCAACGGGUCCAGUCCUCUGGGCUCCCAUGUCAGAAUUGUACGGCCGAAGGUGGUUAAACAUUACCUUAUUCGCGGCUUUAGCGGCUUUUAAUGCUGGGGCAGCGGGUGCGAACAGCAUCACUUCCCUUCUCGUUUGCCGUGCUCUAGGCGGAAUUGCAGGCUCAGGGCCUAUGACCAACGCUAGUGGCAUCCUAGCCGAUCUGUUUUCUGCCGAGCAGCGUGGCCUCGCCAUAGCUGUUUUUUCCGGCGCAGUCUUUGUCGGACCUACUCUGGGGCCCGUCGUUGGGAGCUUCGUUGGUGAAAGUGUGGGAUGGCGCUGGGUAAUGGGCGUGAUGACGAUUGCCUCUGGCGUCGUCUGGAUAUGGAGCAUUGUCGCCAUUCCGGAAACAUAUUCCCCGGUCCUGCUGGAACGACGAGCCAAGGCCCUCGAGAAGAAGACGGGCAAAGUCUUCCGCACACGUUUGCAAAUAGGAGGCCAGCGGCCGAGUCCCACGCAGGCGUUCAGUAUCGCGCUUUCUCGUCCCUGGAUUAUGCUUUUCCGAGAGCCGAUCGUCAGUCUCCUCUCCAUUUAUGUCGCUAUCAUCUAUGGCACGCUUUACCUCCUCUUCGGGGCUAUGCCAAUCGUGUACUCGACCAAUCGCGGUUGGAGUAGCGGUAUUGGUAGUCUCUCGUUCCUUGGUGUAGCCAUUGGUAUGGUAGCAGCCGUUACAUAUACUGUAUGGGACAAUAGCCAUCGAUAUAUCAAGCUUAGCCGCGCCGCUGUCGAGCGUGGGGAAAUUGGUGCGGCUCCCGAGGAUCGCUUACCACCAGCUAUUAUUGGGAGCAUUUGUCUCCCAGUAGGUCUCUUCUGGUUUGCAUGGACAAACGGCGCUAAUAUUCCCUGGAUCGUCAGUAUUCUCGCCACUGUCCCUUUCGGAUUCGGAAUGACAUUGGUUUUCCUAGCGGUGGCUAAUUAUCUGAUCGACUCUUAUGUGAUAUACGCCGCGAGCGUCAUGGCUGCCAAUAGCAUUGCCCGCAGUCUAUUCGGUGCGGCCUUUCCCCUAUUUACAACGUAUAUGUACCAGAAUCUGGGCAUUCAUUGGGCAUCAUCGGUGCCAGCAUUCUUGGCGCUGGCUUGCGUGCCUCUGCCGCUGUUGUUCUAUAGAUACGGUGCGAGGAUUCGAGCAAAGUGCGAGUAUGCGCGAGAGGCCUCUGAGACUCUUGCUAAAAUGAUGGGGACGUCGGGCAAUUGA
Molecule: messenger RNA, 1689 nt
Organism: Penicillium pulvis
Lineage: Eukaryota; Fungi; Ascomycota; Eurotiomycetes; Eurotiales; Aspergillaceae
Product: MFS transporter
Exons: 1
Coding region: 1-1689 (562 amino acids)
Biological process (GO): transmembrane transport
Molecular function (GO): transmembrane transporter activity
Source: RefSeq, a predicted model, not a curated record